GAUGCCAACUCUCUUUUCGAAACAGGUCCUGCUCCUUCUGGAAGUGAUUAUCUGAAUUUCAUUGCUUCCGAUGAAAGGAUAAUUCUUCCAGAGGACGAUGAGCUGGAUGCACACAGAGUUCGACCUAGGCCUACACUCCGACUGGGUCAAGCCGUGCUUUCUGAAAUGCUUUCUCAGUCUUCCUGUAGAUCAUCCCGAUACCGCCGAAGCAUGAGCAGUAUUCCAAAUCUACAGGAAACGUUAAAAGAGAGACAGGCAAGAUUUAGAGAUUCAAGGGAAAACCGAAAAAUGAAAAUUGACCCUUCAUACAAAUAUAUAUUUGAAAUUCUAGCAGAAAAGCUUGGCCUGGACUUAGUAACCAUUGAAGAAUUAAUUUUGGAUUGUCCUUCUCUGGACGCAUUUGCUCAUUUUUUUAUGAAAGAUGGUUGUAAGACAUUGAAAUUUUUGUACCAGGAAGGAGAUAUCCCUGGCCUUGAGUGUGGUCGAACUAUUGCUGGAGCAACCAAAGGGGGGAAAAUGAUGAGAUUAUAUAUAGACAAUGCAGCCCCGGAGAAACUAAAAGGAUUAUGUGUAUUUUUUGUUCGCUGUCACAAUGAUAUUGCUAUAAAUAUUAAAAAUAUUCAUGAGGAAGUGCUAUUUACUGUACUGGAUGCAUCAACAGGAAUCCUAAAUGGGAUUAAGAAUAUGCUGUCAAGUGUAUUCCUACCAGCUAUUCUUGCAACAAAUAAUUGGGGUGCUCUAAACCAGUCCAAGCAAGGAGAAUCUGAAAAACACAUUUUCACGGAAACCAUCAACAGAUACCUUUCAUUUUUAGAUGGUGCUAGAGUAAGUAUUGAGGGAACAGUUAUGUUAAAGAAGGUAGACAAUAUCGAUUUUUCCAAACUGCAUACAUUUGAAGAAGUGACAGCUGCAGCUAGCAAUUCAGAAACUGUUCGUCAGCUAGAGGAGGUGCUGAUGACAUGGUAUAAACAGAUUGAACAGGUACUUAUUGAGAGUGAGCAGAUGAGAAAAGAAGCUGAUGACUCAGGUCCACUCACUGAAUUGGAACACUGGAAACGCAUGUCAGCCAAAUUCAAUUACAUCAUUGAACAGAUUAAAGGGCCAACUUGUAAGGCUGUCAUAAAUGUGCUUAAUGUUGCACACUCCAAACUGUUGAAGAAUUGGCGUGAUUUGGAUGCAAGAAUAACAGAUACAGCAAAUGAAUCAAAGGAUAAUGUCAGAUAUUUGUACACUCUAGAAAAAGUAUGUCAACCUUUAUAUAACUAUGACCUAGUUUCCAUGGCACAUGGAAUACAAAAUUUGAUUAAUGCCAUCAGAAUGAUUCACAGUGUGUCACGGUAUUAUAACACCUCAGAGAGAAUGACUUCAUUGUUCAUCAAGGUAACAAAUCAAAUGGUGACGGCAUGUAAAGCGUGUAUUACUGAUGGAGGAACCGUCCACGUAUGGGAUCAGGAAACACCGCUCGUAUUAAAGAAAAUUCAGGAUUGCAUUUUUCUAUUCAAGGAGUAUCAGACAUCUUUUCAUAAAACAAGGAAACAGAUUUUAGAAUCCUCAGGUGAAAAAUCUUUUGAGGUUUCAGAAAUGUAUAUAUUUGGAAAAUUUGAAGCUUUCUGCAAAAGAUUGGAGAAGAUUACAGAAAUGAUAACUAUUGUGCAAACAUAUUCAGCCUUGAGUAAUUCCACCAUAGAGGGAAUAGAUAUUAUGUCAAUAAAAUUCAAAAACAUAUAUCAAGGGGUUAAGAAAAAACAAUAUGACAUUCUGGAUCCAAGAAGGACAGAAUUUGAUACAGAUUUCUCAGAGUUCAUGACAAAAAUCAAUGGUUUAGAGAUACAAAUACAAGCAUUUAUGAACAGUAGUUUUGGGAAAAUCUUAUCUUCUCAGCAGGCCCUUCAGCUGCUUCAAAGAUUCCAGAAGCUGCAAAUCCCCUGUCUUCAGUCAGAAAUAAACCAUACAAUUGAGCGUAUUCUUCAGUUUUAUGUGGCUGAACUUGAAGCUACUAAGAAGCUUUAUCAUUCUCAAAAAGAUGACCCUCCUCUUGCUCGCAACAUGCCCCCUAUUGCAGGAAAAAUACUUUGGGUGAGGCAGCUCUAUCGACGGAUAAGUGAACCCAUCAACUAUUUCUUUAAAAACUCAGAAAUUUUGUCAAGUGCGGAAGGUAAAGCUGUCAUUCGUCAGUAUAACAAAAUUUCCUAUGUUCUGGUGGAAUUCGAGGUGGUCUAUCACACAGCCUGGAUCAGAGAGGUCUCGCAGUUACAGUAUGCUUUACAAGCCACACUUUUUGUGCGACACCCAGAAACCGGGAAGUUGCUGGUUAAUUUUGAUCCCAAAAUUCUGGAAGUUGUUCGGGAAACUAAGUGCAUGCUAAAAAUGAAGUUGGAUGUACCAGAACAGGCAAAGAAAUUGCUAAAAUUGGAAAAUAAAUUGAAAGCAGACAAAUUGCAUUUGCAGGGUCUUCUGCAGUAUUACGAUGACUUAUGUCAGGAAGUGCCUUCGGUGUUUGUCAAUCUAAUGACCCCUAAAAUGAAAAAGGUGGAAUCUGUGUUGAGACAAGGGCUCACAAUAUUAACAUGGUCAUCUUUAACACUGGAAAGCUUCUUUCAAGAAGUUGACUUAGUUUUGGAUAUGUUCAAUCAACUUUUAAAGAAGAUCAGUGACUUGUGUGAAAUGCAUAUUGAUACCGUUCUAAAGGACAUAGCCAAAACUGUGUUAAUUUCCCUGCCCGAAGGUGGUGCUACCAAAGUAGAAGAUAUGUUGACGCUCAAUGAGACAUACACAAAAGAAUGGGCUGAUGUUCUAAACCACAAAAGUAAGCAUGUGGAAGAAGCUGUCAAAGAACUUAUAUCAAUAUUUAAAAGUAUUUAUGAAGUUAAGGACAGUGGGAAAACAGCAAAACCAUUACCAGAACAGAGGAAACAUGUUGUUUUUGGAAGUGAAACAGAAGAGGAUGAAAGCAUUGAUUAUGAGGCUAAUAUCAUUCCUGAGGCUAAUGUUAAUGAUAAAGAAGAUGAAUUUAAGAAGGAAUGUAAAGAGGUCUAUGCUUUUUUCUCUCAUCAAUUACUAGACAGUCUUCAAAAAGCUACAUGGUUAUCUUUGGACACAAUGAAAAGGAGAAUAUUUGUUUCAAGCCACCAUGGACGAAGGCGAUCAGAAGAUGUUAUUUCCUUUAUAAAAACAGAAGUACAUCUUGCAAUUCCAAAUGUGGUAAUGAUUCCUAGUUUGGAUGACAUUCAACAAGCCAUCAACCGGAUGAUCCAGCUCACCCUGGAGGUCAGCAGAGGAGUGGCUCACUGGGGGCAACAGCAGACCCGUCACAUCAAGCCUGCCGUCACCAGUCCCAGCCGUACUGCGACUGAUGUGACCCCUGUAAACGCAGCAAAACCGGCCAAGAAGGAAGAGAGAAAAUGCAAAUUAAAAACAAUAAGAUACCAGGUUUCUGUGCAAGAUGAACUAGUUCAAGUGCAGCCAAAGUUUAAAAGUAGUCUUCUUGAGGCUGUGGAAGUCUUUUGUGAGGAUGUAAUGAACUUUGCAGAAUCAUAUGAGACGGAAGGACCCAUGGUUCCAAAUAUUCCGCCCCAAGAAGCUAGUAACAGGCUACAGAUAUUUCAGGCCAAUUUUGAUGAUCUGUGGAGGAAGUUUGUUACAUAUUCAUCUGGUGAACAACUUUUUGGAUUGCCUGUGACUGAUUAUGAGGUUUUACACAAAACGAGAAAAGAGCUCAACUUGCUGCAGAAGCUGUAUGGACUAUAUGAUACUGUAAUGAACAAUAUUAGUGGUUAUUAUGAAAUACUUUGGGGAGAUGUAGACAUUGAAAAAAUUAAUGCAGAACUGCAGGAAUUUCAAAACAGAUGUCGUAAACUCCCAAAAGGGCUUAAAGAUUGGCAAGCUUUUUUGGAUCUGAAAAAAAGAAUUGAUGAUUUCAGUGAGUCAUGUCCUCUGUUGGAAAUGAUGACCAAUAAGGCAAUGAAACAGAGACACUGGGACAGAAUCUCUGAGUUAACUGGAACCCCAUUUGAUGUGGAAUCUGAUUCUUUUUGUCUUAGAAAUAUUAUGGAAGCACCACUACUUAAACAUAAGGAUGACAUUGAGGAUAUUUGCAUAUCUGCCAUUAAGGAGAAGGAUAUUGAAGCCAAGCUGACUCAGGUGAUUGAAAAUUGGACCAACCAGAACCUGAGUUUUGCAGCAUUUAAGGGUAAAGGAGAGCUCCUUCUCAAAGGAACUGAAUCGGGAGAAAUUAUCUCCUUGAUGGAGGAUAGUUUAAUGGUCUUAGGUUCCUUACUAAGCAACAGAUAUAAUGCGCCAUUUAAAAAAACUAUCCAGAAUUGGGUGUAUAAAUUGUCUACUUCCUCAGAUAUAAUUGAAGAGUGGCUAGUAGUCCAGAACCUUUGGGUUUAUCUUGAAGCUGUCUUUGUAGGUGGAGAUAUUGCCAAACAGCUGCCUCAGGAAGCAAAGCGGUUUCAGAAUAUUGACAAGUCAUGGAUGAAGAUAAUGCAGCGAGCUCACGAGAACCCCAACGUGAUCAGUUGCUGUGUUGGAGAUGAAACCAUGGGGCAGCUUUUACCUCAUUUGCACGAACAGUUGGAAGUAUGUCAGAAGUCACUCACAGGGUAUUUGGAGAAGAAGAGAUUACUGUUUCCAAGAUUCUUCUUUGUAUCUGAUCCAGUUCUCCUGGAAAUUCUUGGACAAGCCAGUGACUCCCACACCAUACAGCCACAUCUCCCUGCAGUAUCUGACAACAUAAAUGAGGUGACAUUUCAUGCAAAAGACUACGAUCAUAUCCUGGCCGUCGUAUCAAGAGAAGGAGAAAAAAUUAUUUUGGAUGGUCCUAUUAUGGCCAAAGGUCCUGUGGAGAUUUGGCUUAUGGAUUUGUUAAAAAUGCAGAUGUCGUCCCUACAUAAUAUAAUUAGAUCUGCAUUCUACCAAAUCAGCGAUUCAGGAUUUCAACUCUUACCUUUCCUCAAUCACUUCCCAGCACAGGUGGGGCUUCUGGGAAUUCAGAUGUUGUGGACACAUGAUUCAGAAGAGGCUUUAAAUAAUGCAAAAGAUGACAGGAAAAUCAUGCACAUAACCAAUCAGAAAUUUUUGGACCUUCUAAAUACUCUAAUUAGUCAGACAACACAUGACCUAAGCAAGUUUGAUAGAGUGAAGUUUGAAACUCUGAUUACCAUCCAUGUGCAUCAGAGAGAUAUUUUUGAUGACUUGGUAAAAAUGCAUAUCAAAUCAGUUACUGACUUUGAAUGGCUAAAACAGAGUAGAUUUUAUUUUAAGGAAGAUUUGGAUCAAACUGUGGUGUCUAUUACAGAUGUGGAUUUUAUUUACCAGAAUGAAUUUCUGGGAUGCACUGACCGUCUUGUCAUCACUCCAUUAACAGAUAGAUGCUAUAUCACUUUAGCGCAGGCUUUGGGAAUGAACAUGGGAGGUGCUCCAGCAGGACCUGCGGGCACUGGCAAAACAGAAACUACGAAAGACAUGGGAAGAUGUUUGGGGAAAUACGUGGUUGUGUUUAACUGCUCAGAUCAAAUGGAUUUCCGAGGGCUAGGACGGAUUUUUAAAGGUCUUGCACAGUCCGGUUCUUGGGGCUGUUUUGAUGAGUUUAACAGAAUUGAAUUGCCUGUAUUAUCAGUGGCAGCCCAACAGAUUUAUAUUGUUUUGACAGCAAGAAAAGAGAGAAAAAAACAGUUCAUUUUUUCUGAUGGUGAUUGUGUUGAUUUGAAUCCAGAAUUUGGAAUCUUCCUAACAAUGAACCCUGGAUACGCUGGGCGCCAGGAACUACCAGAAAACUUAAAAAUUCAAUUUAGAACUGUUGCUAUGAUGGUUCCUGAUAGACAGAUCAUUAUGCGAGUUAAACUUGCAAGCUGUGGUUUUCUUGAAAAUGUUAUCUUGGCUCAAAAGUUUUAUGUUCUUUACAAACUCUGUGAAGAGCAACUUACCAAACAGGUUCAUUACGACUUUGGGUUGAGAAAUAUUCUAUCUGUUUUGAGGACACUUGGAGCUCAAAAAAGAGCCAGACCAGAAGACAGUGAGCUAAGCACUGUCAUGAGAGGACUGAGAGACAUGAACCUUUCCAAGCUGGUUGACGAAGAUGAACCCCUGUUCCUCAGCUUAAUCAAUGACCUGUUUCCGGGAUUACAACUGGAUAGUAGUACCCAUGUGGAGCUGCAGGCUGCCGUAGCCAACCAGGUUCAAAUAGAAGGUUUGAUUAACCACCCACCCUGGAAUCUCAAACUUGUGCAGUUAUACGAGACAUCUCUGGUCCGUCAUGGUUUGAUGACUCUGGGGCCCAGUGGUUCUGGGAAGACAACUGUCAUAACAAUCCUGAUGAAGGCAUUAACUGAGUGCGGGAGGCCUCAUAGAGAGAUGCGGAUGAAUCCCAAAGCAAUUACUGCGCCUCAGAUGUUUGGCAGACUGGACACUGCUACUAAUGACUGGACAGAUGGGAUUUUUUCUACUCUGUGGAGAAAAACGUUAAAAGCUAAAAAAGGUGAAAACAUUUUCCUCAUUUUAGAUGGCCCUGUGGAUGCCAUUUGGAUCGAGAACUUAAAUUCUGUGCUGGACGACAAUAAAACCCUCACACUAGCUAACGGAGAUCGCAUCCCCAUGGCCCCGAGUUGUAAGCUUCUAUUCGAGGUGCACAAUAUUGAGAACGCUUCUCCCGCCACGGUUUCCAGGAUGGGCAUGGUCUAUAUUAGCAGCUCCGCACUCAGUUGGAGGGCAAUAUUGCAGGCGUGGCUGAAGAAGCGCACCGCACAGGAGGCGACUGUAUUCCUCACUCUGUACGAUAAAAUAUUUGAAGAUACAUAUACAUAUAUGAAACUAAACCUCAAUCCAAAAAUGCAGCUCCUGGAGUGCAACUAUAUCAUGCAGUCUCUCAAUCUACUGGAAGGUUUAAUUCCCUCCAAAGAAGAAGGUGGUGUUUCAUGCGUCGAACAUCUUCAUAAAUUAUUUGUGUUUGGCCUAAUGUGGAGUUUAGGAGCCCUUUUGGAGCUGGAAAGCAGAGAAAAGCUUGAGGCCUUUAUACGAAAUCAUGAAAGCAAGUUAGACUUACCAGAAAUACCUAAAGGCACGAGUCAGACCAUGUAUGAGUUUUAUGUUACUGAUUAUGGACUUAUUGGCUGUGGGUACUUUGAUCCUUGCAGAAAGUUCAAACUUGAAGUAUGUGAGAUGAUUGCAAAUUUAGUUUCAGCAGGCAGAGUGCUGUGGCAGUGGACGAAGGUGAAGAUGCUGCCAACUCCUUCUAAAUUUCAUUACAUUUUCAAUCUUCGAGAUCUUUCCAGAAUUUGGCAAGGAAUGUUAACCAUAAAAGCCGAGGAGUGUGAUUCGAUAUCUGUUCUCCUAUCACUUUUCAAACACGAGUGCAACAGAGUAAUUGCAGACAGAUUUAUAACUCCUGAAGAUGAGCAGUGGUUUAAUAUCCAUCUUGUUCGAGCAGUUGAAGAGAAUAUUAACCCAGAUGUGACUUCAUAUAUUCUUCCUGAACCAUACUUUGCAGAUUUUCUCCGUGAGAUACCCGAACCAACCGGUGACGAGCCUGAGGAUACUGUGUUUGAAGUGCCCAAAACUUAUGAACUGGUCCCAUCCUUUGACUUCCUGUCUGAAAAACUCCAGUUCUACCAGAGACAGUUCAAUGAAAUCAUUAGAGGAACAUCUCUUGAUCUAGUGUUUUUUAAAGAUGCAAUGACACAUCUUAUUAAGAUUUCACGAAUAAUUCGAACAUCAUGUGGAAAUGCGUUGCUGGUGGGUGUCGGUGGUUCAGGAAAACAAAGUCUUUCGAGAUUGGCCUCUUUUAUAGCUGGAUAUCAAAUAUUCCAGAUUACAUUAACCAGGUCUUAUAAUGUGAAUAAUCUAACAGAUGACUUAAAAGGUCUGUACAAAGUUGCUGGUGCUGAUGGAAAAGGUAUCACCUUCAUCUUUACUGACAAUGAAAUAAAGGAUGAGGCAUUUCUAGAAUAUCUUAACAACCUGUUAUCUUCAGGGGAGAUCUCCAAUCUGUUUGCACGAGAUGAGAUGGAUGAAAUCACUCAAGGUCUGAUAUCGGUGAUGAAAAAGGAGCUGCCUCGCCACCCUCCUACCUUUGAUAAUCUGUAUGAGUACUUCAUUUCAAGAUCAAGGAAGAACUUGCAUGUUGUUCUCUGCUUCUCUCCAGUUGGUGAGAAGUUCCGAGCCCGUUCUUUGAAGUUUCCUGGCUUGAUAUCAGGUUGCACCAUGGACUGGUUUAGUCGCUGGCCGAAGGAGGCCUUGAUUGCGGUGGCCUCCUAUUUCCUUUCAGGCUAUGGUAUUGUCUGCUCCAGUGACACUAAACGACAAGUCGUAGAAACAAUGGGCCUCUUCCAUGACAUGGUUUCCGAGAGCUGUGAAAAUUACUUCCAACGAUACCGCCGAAGAGCACACGUGACUCCCAAGUCUUAUCUCUCAUUUAUAAAUGGUUAUAAAAACAUUUAUACUGAAAAAGUGAAACAUAUCAAUGAACAAGCUGAACGUAUGAAUAUUGGUCUUGACAAGCUUAUGGAGGCGAGUGAAUCUGUGGCUAAGCUCUCUCAGGAUCUUGCUGUAAAGGAGAAGGAGUUGGCGGUGGCUUCUGUAAAAGCAGAUGAAGUACUGGCAGAAGUCACGGUAAGUGCUCAGGCGUCAGCCAAAGUGAAAAACGAAGUGCAGGAGGUGAAAGACAAAGCCCAAAAAAUUGUGGAUGAAAUCGACAGUGAGAAAGUAAAAGCUGAGACCAAGCUGGAGGCGGCCAAACCUGCCCUUGAAGAAGCAGAGGCAGCCCUGAAUACUAUCAAACCAAAUGAUAUCGCCACAGUCAGGAAACUUGCAAAGCCCCCGCAUCUUAUUAUGAGAAUCAUGGACUGUGUCCUGCUACUGUUUCAAAAGAAAAUUGACCCAGUCACUAUGGAUCCAGAAAAACCUUGCUGCAAGCCUUCCUGGGGAGAGUCAUUAAAAUUGAUGAGUGCAGCAGGGUUCCUGUGGAGCCUUCAGCAGUUCCCCAAGGAUACUAUAAAUGAAGAGACUGUUGAGUUGCUCCAGCCAUAUUUUAACAUGGAUGAUUAUUCUUUGGAAAAUGCCAAAAAAGUCUGUGGGAAUGUGGCUGGUCUGCUGUCUUGGACCCUUGCUAUGGCAACAUUUUAUGGUAUCAAUAGAGAAGUGUUACCUCUGAAGGCUAACCUGGCCAAGCAGGAGGGCCGUCUGGCAGUUGCUAAUGCUGAGCUGGGGAAGGCACAGGCUCUGCUCGAUGAGAAACAAGGCGAGCUGGAUAAAGUACAAGCAAAAUUUGAUGCAGCCAUGAAUGAGAAAUUGGAUUUGGUAAAUGAUGCGGAUAUGUGCUGGAAAAAGAUGCAGGCAGCUUCCACCCUCAUCGAUGGGCUGAGUGGAGAAAAGAUCCGAUGGACUCAGCAAAGCAAAGAGUUCAAAGCUCAGAUUAAUAGACUCGUGGGUGAUAUUCUGCUGUGCACCGGAUUCCUUUCCUACCUUGGUCCUUUCAAUCAGAUAUUUAGGAACUAUUUGCUUAAAGAUCAAUGGGAGAUAGAGCUGAGAGCUCGGAAGAUUCCUUUCACAGAAAACCUGAAUCUUAUUUCAAUGUUGGUGGAUCCUCCAACAAUUGGGGAGUGGGGGCUGCAGGGAUUACCAGGAGAUGACCUCUCAAUCCAGAAUGGCAUCAUUGUGACAAAGGCCACCAGGUACCCACUCCUCAUAGACCCACAGACUCAAGGCAAAACUUGGAUUAAAUCAAAGGAAAGAGAAAAUGACUUGCAAGUAACAUCUCUGAACCAUAAAUAUUUCCGCACACACUUGGAGGACAGCCUUUCCUUGGGCCGACCCCUUCUUAUUGAGGACAUUCGUGAAGAGCUGGAUCCAGCCCUGGAUAAUGUAUUAGAAAAGAAUUUCAUUAAAUCAGGCACCACAUUCAAGGUGAAAGUCGGUGAUAAAGAAUGUGAUGUCAUGGAUACAUUUAAACUUUAUAUUACUACGAAGUUACCCAACCCUGCCUUUACCCCUGAGAUCAAUGCUAAAACGUCAGUCAUUGAUUUUACCGUCACUAUGAAAGGACUUGAGAAUCAGCUAUUAAGGAGAGUGAUUUUAACUGAGAAACAGGAAUUAGAGUCUGAGAGAGUUAAACUUUUGGAGGAUGUGACUUUCAACAAACGGAAGAUGAAGGAACUUGAAGACAACCUUCUCUACAAGUUAAGCGCCACAAAAGGUUCCUUGGUAGACGACGAAUCUCUCAUUGGUGUUCUCCGAAUCACCAAGCAGACAGCAGCUGAAGUAAGUGAAAAGCUGCAUGUGGCUGCAGAGACGGAGAUCAAAAUUAACACAGCUCAGGAGGAGUUCCGACCUGCGGCCACCCGCGGAAGCAUCCUCUACUUUCUCAUCACAGAGAUGAGCAUGGUCAACAUCAUGUACCAGACCUCGCUCGCCCAGUUCUUAAAGUUAUUUGACCAGUCCAUGGCCAGAUCUGAGAAGUCUCCGCUACCUCAAAAGAGAAUUACAAAUAUUAUUGAGUAUUUGACAUACGAAGUUUUUACAUACUCUGUUAGAGGCCUGUAUGAAAACCACAAAUUUCUCUUUGUACUCCUCAUGACCUUGAAGAUUGAUCUUCAGAGAGGAACAGUGAAGCACAGAGAGUUUCAGGCUCUCAUUAAAGGGGGAGCAGCUCUGGACCUGAAAGCCUGCCCUCCCAAGCCGUUUCGCUGGAUCCUGGAUAUGACCUGGCUGAAUCUUGUAGAGCUGAGUAAACUUCCACAGUUUGCAGAAAUUAUGAACCAGAUAUCUCGUAAUGAGAAGGGAUGGAAAAGCUGGUUUGAUAAAGAUGCUCCAGAGGAAGAAAUUAUCCCUGAUGGAUAUAAUGAUUCACUGGAUACCUGCCACAAACUUUUACUUAUCAGGUCUUGGUGCCCAGACCGUACUGUUUUUCAAGCAAGAAAGUAUAUUGCAGAUUCUUUGGAGGAGAAGUACACAGAACCAGUUAUCUUAAACCUGGAGAAAACUUGGGAAGAAAGUGAUACACGGACACCUUUGAUAUGUUUCCUGUCCAUGGGAUCUGAUCCCACAAUUCAAAUUGAUGCAUUGGCCAAGAAACUGAAGCUGGAAUGCAGAACUAUCUCAAUGGGACAAGGACAAGAGGUACAUGCUAGAAAGCUGAUUCAGAUGUCCAUGCAGCAGGGUGGCUGGGUAUUACUGCAAAAUUGUCACCUUGGCCUAGAAUUCAUGGAAGAAUUGCUAGAGACAUUAAUCACCACUGAAGCCAAUGAUGACUCCUUCCGAGUGUGGAUAACUACUGAGCCCCAUGAUCGAUUUCCAAUUACAUUGCUUCAGACUUCUCUCAAAUUCACUAAUGAGCCACCACAAGGCAUACGCGCAGGUUUGAAAAGAACAUUUGCCGGAAUUAAUCAAGACCUUCUGGAUAUCAGUAAUUUACCCAUGUGGAAGCCGAUGCUUUACACAGUAGCGUUUUUACACUCCACCGUGCAGGAGCGACGCAAAUUUGGUCCCUUAGGAUGGAAUAUUCCCUAUGAAUUCAAUUCUGCUGACUUUGCAGCCAGUGUCCAGUUCAUUCAGAAUCACCUUGAUGAAUGUGAUAUUAAAAAAGGUGUAUCAUGGAGUACUGUUCGGUACAUGAUUGGAGAAGUUCAAUAUGGAGGACGAGUGACAGAUGACUUUGAUAAACGUCUACUUAAUUGCUUUGCUAGAGUCUGGUUCAGUGAGAAGAUGUUUGAACCAUCAUUCUGUUUUUAUACUGGAUAUAAAAUCCCCUUGUGCAAAACCCUGGAUCAGUAUUUUGAGUACAUCCAGUCACUGCCAUCCCUAGAUAACCCUGAAGUCUUUGGGCUACACCCUAAUGCUGAUAUCACGUAUCAGAGUAACACUGCUUCUGCUGUUCUUGAAACAAUUACCAACAUUCAACCCAAAGAGAGUGGAGGCGGUGUGGGAGAGACCCGGGAAGCCAUCGUUUAUAGAUUAUCUGAAGAUAUGCUGAGCAAACUGCCUCCUGAUUACAUUCCUCAUGAGGUGAAAGCUCGUUUGGUAAAGAUGGGACAUCUUAAUUCAAUGAACAUAUUUCUUAGACAAGAAAUUGACAGAAUGCAGAAAGUCAUCUCAAUCCUUCGCAGUAGCCUGAGUGAUCUAAAAUUGGCCAUUGAAGGAACAAUCAUUAUGAGUGAGAAUUUGAGAGAUGCCCUGGACAACAUGUAUGAUGCUCGCAUACCUGAGAUCUGGAAAAGAGUGUCCUGGGAUUCAUCCACACUGGGCUUCUGGUUUACUGAACUUCUGGAAAGAAAUGCUCAGUUUUCUACUUGGAUAUUUGAAGGGAGGCCCAAUGUAUUUUGGAUGACUGGUUUCUUUAAUCCCCAAGGCUUUCUCACAGCAAUGAGGCAAGAAGUGACUCGUGCCCACAAAGGCUGGGCCCUGGACUCCGUGACCAUCCACAAUGAAGUUCUGCGGCAGACCAAGGAGGAGAUCGCAUCGCCCCCUGUGGAAGGUGUAUAUAUUUAUGGGCUAUAUAUGGAUGGAGCCGCCUGGGACAGACGGAAUGGGAAGCUUACAGAACCCGCCCCCAAGGUGCUCUUCACGCAGCUGCCUGUGCUGCACAUCUUCGCCGUUAAUUCCACCGCACCCAAGGACCCCAAGCUGUAUGUGUGUCCUAUUUACAAGAAACCCAGGCGUACUGACUUGACCUUCAUCACUGUGGUGUAUUUGCGAACAGUUUUGUCCCCAGAUCACUGGAUCCUGAGAGGAGUGGCUCUUUUGUGUGACAUCAAGUAAAUUCAUUUCCACUUGCUGAGGGCGCUGUAGCCACGUAGUCAGCCAGUGCUAAUGAGAGCCAUGGUGAUGUGUGUCUUUUCUCCCGGGUAACUGCUGGAUUACUCUUUUUAAAUUAAAAAGUUGAUAUUCUACAAUCA
Messenger RNA from Callorhinus ursinus (northern fur seal), 12887 nucleotides. The record is from RefSeq and is a predicted model, not a curated record. NCBI's taxonomy places the organism in Eukaryota, Metazoa, Chordata, Mammalia, Carnivora, Otariidae.